AUGGGUAUCGUACAGUCGCCCUCGUGGCCCCUGAGGAGUGGUGGCGGCAGUUGCGCUCAGUUAGAUCCGCGGGUGGGUCCGCUAGAUCCGUGCAUCCGCGGGCGGGCGAGGGGCCGGGCGGGCGGGCGGCCGCCGCCUCUGGCCGCCCAGCCGCCGCGCUCAGUAAACUUUGGGACGUCGCGUGCGUUGAGUGCGGCGCGCUCGCUGCCUACCGCCUAUAAGUUCGCCGCGCGACAAUUAAGUGCCGGUGCAUGUGGGCCAGUGGGAGCC
Messenger RNA from Iphiclides podalirius (scarce swallowtail), 270 nucleotides. Lineage: Eukaryota; Metazoa; Arthropoda; Insecta; Lepidoptera; Papilionidae. The record is from the annotation of a GenBank genome assembly.